Messenger RNA from Botrytis cinerea B05.10, 1985 nucleotides. RefSeq lists its product as hypothetical. Gene Ontology annotation, cellular component: cytoplasm; mitochondrion. Gene Ontology annotation, molecular function: acetyltransferase activity; lipoic acid binding. The record is from RefSeq and is a predicted model, not a curated record. The coding region runs from base 68 to 1510 and encodes 480 amino acids. Lineage: Eukaryota; Fungi; Ascomycota; Leotiomycetes; Helotiales; Sclerotiniaceae. The transcript is spliced from 2 exons.
CAUUGCAACUUUUUUUCCCCUAUCACUAUCGAAAAUUGUAUGAGCUCCUGAGUUAGACUUGUACAAGAUGCGCUAUAACUUCUAUUCUAGAGUGUUGAGCAGACAAUGGAACGUCUAUCAAGGUCUCAAUCUCCCCAAAAGAUGCCCAACCACAUACAAAUACUUCCAUGCAUCUGCGAAGCGAUCAGCCAUAAAGCCAUUUAUGUUGGCAGACAUUGGAGAAGGAAUCAAAGAAUGCGAAAUUAUACAAUGGUUCGUGGAACCAGAAGCUCGGGUGGAGGAAUGGGACAAAUUAUGUGAAGUGCAAAGUGACAAAGCUUCGGUUGAAAUCACCAGUCGGUUUUCGGGUGUCAUAAAGAAACUUCACUAUGAAGCUGGGGAUAUGGCACAAGUGGGGAAAGCUCUCCUGGAUAUUGAUAUACAAGGGGAGAUCGAACAAGAGGGCGCGAGUGCUGUUGAAGGAUCAAGUGCCGGCAAUGACUCUAAAGCCCAACCCGUGGACAAUUCAACAACGGAGUAUAAAGUAGAUGUUCCAGGUGCCUCUCAGCCAGCUGCCGAGACUCGAUCCUCUCCAUCAACUCCAAAAGGAAAGCAUGCGUCAUUGGCGACACCAGCAGUAAGGCAUCUUACAAAAGAGUUAGAUGUCAACAUAUUAGAUGUGACAGGUACGGGGAAAGACGGCCGCGUACUUAAGGAAGACGUACAUCGGUUUGCAAAAGACAGAGACGGGGCUCCGUCAACAACUCAGGAGCCCUUCAUAAAAGCAGAUGGGGGGCCUCAAAAGGAGUAUACUACUUCAUUAACGCCUGUUCAACAGCAAAUGUUCAAAGUCAUGACGAAGUCUUUGGCCAUACCUCAAUUCCUCUACACCGAUGAAAUUGACUUCACGAAACUCUCCCAAGUACGAGGCCGUAUCAACAAACAACUGGCAAGCUCUCCCGUCAACGGGGUUGCUAAGCUAUCCUACCUUCCCUUCAUUAUCAAAGCUGUCUCUUUGACUCUCAAUCAUUACCCCAUCUUGAAUGCUCGGCUCGACAUUGAUCCCACCUCGCAGAAGCCCAUAUUAACAAUGCGUCCCCAACAUGAUAUCGGCAUUGCAAUGGAUACUCCCACAGGUCUCCUCGUCCCUGUCCUAAAACACGCACAGUCCACGUCUACCCUCCUCAAUAUAACUCAAUCUCUCACCAAUCUUCAAUCCCUUGCCUCAAGCUCUACCCUUACCUCCUCUCACCUCUCCGGUGGCACUAUAACCAUCUCCAAUAUCGGCAAUAUUGGCGGUACCUACCUCUCUCCUAUCAUCGUCGACUCCCAGCUCGCCAUUCUCGGCAUCGGCAAACUACGCACCAUCCCCGCGUUCGACGCUCACGGAAAUGUCGUUUCAAAACAAGUUAUUAACUUCAGUUGGAGCGCCGACCACCGCGUAAUAGACGGUGCAACCAUGGCCCGCGCAGCCGAAAUGGUCAGAGGAUAUAUCGAAGAUCCAGAAACCAUGCUUUUACAUAUGAAAUGAUGCACUGUUGUACAUCCAACGCACAUGACAUCAUCUCAUCAUUCACGUCUUGCAUACAUUUAGGCGCAGCAAAAGCGGCUGAGGAAUUCAAGACCACGAGAUCGUUCUUCGCUUCAGCUCACAAGAUCUCAUUCCAUACUGCUUUCUGCAUCACCUUGAGAUAGUUGACAGAAACACAACAUACGCAUAGACCGUGAUACCAUACCCCACGGACAUAAGGAUAUAUUUUUGCCUCCUUCCAAUUGGGUAAACAGAAUCACAAAGUAUGAUUUCACGUUGAUGAAUUAGGCCACCGCCUCAAAAAGUAACGGACUUGUUACAAAUGACUGCGUUGCACUCGGUGUUUAGAGAGGGGGUUCGGGCUCAGCUUGGGGGUUUCUUUGGAAUGGAUGGUAAGUUUUGCACUUGCGAAGCUUGCGGAGAUUGCGAGGCGUUAGCGUAGCAUACAGAAACAAUACAAGAAAACAUGCCUGCA